Molecule: messenger RNA, 2989 nt
Organism: Nasonia vitripennis (jewel wasp)
Lineage: Eukaryota; Metazoa; Arthropoda; Insecta; Hymenoptera; Pteromalidae
Product: ankyrin-1
Exons: 2
Coding region: 309-2879 (856 amino acids)
Molecular function (GO): protein binding
Source: RefSeq, a predicted model, not a curated record
UAACCCCAUAACCGCAUUUGAAUUCAGUCAUCAGUUUGUUUAUUUACAUUCGCGAUGUUUGCUCGGCGCGACUCACCCUACUCACUUGUUUCGAGAUCGAGAUCGAGUUCGAGAAUCUCGAAUAGGAUUUUUAUAUAAGGGAUAUAUAAAUAAAUAAAUAUAUAGCAGAGCGCUCGUGUGUUUAUGAAAACAUAACCUCCCGUACGUUUACAGAUGUGAGAUCCGACGAGAGCUGUCACCCGUACGCAUCAGCGAAGAAUUCGGUUAAUUAGGGAAUUAGUAUAGUUAUUAAUUAUUAAUAAUCGAGAAUGGCUUCGAAAAAUCCGAGAGCAAUGACACUUGUUGAAGCUGUAAUGUGGGGGACCUCAAAGCAAGUACAGGAUUUAUUGGAAAUGCGAAAUUUACCCAUCGACGACAACUGGACGGACUACGCGCUUUUGCUCACGGCACUUCGAAGAAAACGUAAAGAAAUCACGAAAAUUCUUUUGAACAAGGGCUGCAGAACUACAAAGGUACCGAGGACCGGUAAUUCCGACACACCUCUGCAUUAUGCUGUUAAGAUGAAUGAUUUUGAAAUCAUUAGGAUGCUGUUGAGCAAAGGGGCAUCUAUCAGCCAUGUGGGUGAGAAUGGAGAGACGCCUCUUUGUUUUGCUAUGAAAAAAAGAUAUGAUGGAAUUGUUGACUUGUUAUUUUCAGCAAACGGUGCUGAGUGUGACAAUACAGUCAACAAUGAUAAAUUUUCACACUUUCACAUUGCCUGCAUUAGAAAUAAUGCAAACAUUGUUGAAAAAUUUAUCAAUUUUGGCGUUAAUAUUAACGAUCCUGUAAGUUUUACUUCAAAAGAGUGGGCAGGUUAUACACCUCUACAUUUUGCAGUUGACAAUGAUAGCCUAAGUGUGGCUGAAUUGCUUUUAAAAUGUGAGGCUAAUAUAGGUGUUAAAAAUGCAGAAAAUAUGACUCCUCUUCACCUUGCUGUACAGAAGCGAAAUAAUGCGAUCAUUAACUUGCUUUUGUCCUCCAAAAACAUUGCAGCCUUCAAUCCAAUGGAUGACAGUGGAUUUUCACAUUUUCACAUUGCUUGUAUGAAAAAUCAUUUAAGUGCGGUGAAAAAGUUUUUACAAGCUGGUGUAAAUGUUAAUCAUGUUGUUAGUUCAAAUCAAUCUAAUGGACCAGGAUAUAGUCCAUUGCAUUUUGCUGCUAAAGCUUUAUCAGUAGGCUGUGCCAACCAGUCAUCAUUGGUAGAAUUACUACUGCGUUCUAAAGCUGAUGUGAAUUCAAAAGAUGUGCAAGGUCAAACACCUUUACAUUUAGCUUGUUUACAAAAUGACAAAAGAGUAGGAAAAUUACUCAAAGAUAUUUGCAGUGCUAUGGAGACAGAUAAUGAAACUAAUCAAUUGAAUCAUUGUGAAAAAUCAUCUCUGGCAUUAGGUCUAGCUGAACAAACUAAAGUCAUUGAACUGCUUUUAAAGUAUAAAAGUGAUGUCAAUGUGAAAAAUGAGUCUCAGGAGACUCCAAUAUUUUACCUUUACAAGCAUGACCGUUCAAAGAUUGCAGCUAAGGGAAAGUGUGACAUUAAUGUACUAAAAGAAGUUAUCAAAGAAUUGAAUAAGAAACGCAAAGAGAUUUUACAGAUUCUCCUCAAUAAUCAUGCGGAUAUAAAUGUUCGCAAUGACAGAGGUCAAACAAUACUGCAUUUAAUUGCUAGUAUUAAUAAAGAAUAUGAUGAUGAUUUAAAAGAAGAGACAGCUCAGUUAAUUUUAAGCAAAAAAGCUGAAGUUGAUCCUGAUGCUGUACAUGACCCAACUGUCCUGCAUACAGCUGCUAAACAUGGACAUUGGAAACUCAUCGAACUAUUUUUAAAAUAUAAGAUGGAUGUGAAUUGCACGGAAGAUUUAACUCAAGCAACACCUUUGCAUCUAGCGACUUCGCACCAGCAGAUCAAGGCUAUAAAUGUUCUACUACAAAAUAAUGCUGACGUGACUAUGACAAAACAUAAUGGAAUGAAUUUACUGCAUCUAAUGGCUUUGAUCAAUCCAGAAGGGUCUGAGGAAGCUGAAUUUAUAGAAUCUUAUGACAAAAUCAUUGCAAGGUUUAUUGAACUUGGAUGCAACCAUAAUGCUCAGGACAUAAAUGGUAGAACACCUUUACAUUUGGCUUCUUGGGAACAUAAUAAUGCAGCCACUUGGGCUUUUUUGCAACACUUUGCUGACAUUAAUGUUGAAGACAAUGGUGGAGAAACUCCUCUAUCAUUUCCUAUACACAAUACUGAACGAUGUGUUAACAUUUAUUACAUGUUUAAAGAUUACAUCAACAUGUUGAGACUGACUAAAUUGUACGUCAGUGAAAAAACUAAUACUUGUUAUAUCACAUUAUUUGGACCAGAUCCACCUGAUCCGAAGGAUGACUUUUUGGCUCAGUGUAGAGAAGAACUAGAGAUAAUGAGAAGUAUCAAGCUUAAUGCAUCUUCUACGGUAUACGAUAUGCUUCAUAAAAGCUCUCAUGAAAUGGAAGUUCAUGCAGGUAAUGAACUUUUUGAAAGAUUUGUUGGAUAUGGAGAUUUUCUGAAAACUUUCAAUAUCUAUGGUAAUCUACUGAAGUCACAGUACAGAAAGGGUUUAGCAAGAAAAGCACUUGUAAAGGAUGCAAAAGAUGCACUAGAAUUUAUGACAGGUAUUGGACUUCCAGACUAUUGUUCAAGAAAAAUUUUCCAACAUUUAGACAAUACAAGUUUGUUUAAUUUAACAAAGGCCAAGUCCAAAAAACUUCCCGAUGAGAAAGAUAAUACCAAACAAAUUGCUACUGAUCAAAGUUUGUGUGCAUCAAUAGAAAAGGCACUUGCUUUUUACAAACAAUUAUCCGACAAGCAUAUGGAAAUGUAAAUAUCUAUUUACAUUUAUCAAACUUAGCCAUUUGAGGCUACUUAUAAUUAGACUGAUUUUUGUACACGCAAAAUAGAAGAAUAAAAAUAAAAGAAUGUUUUUAAUAAGAA